Vigna radiata var. radiata (mung bean) is the source of this 861-nucleotide messenger RNA. Its product is annotated as F-box/FBD/LRR-repeat protein At5g22700-like. Bases 1 to 861 code for a protein of 286 amino acids. Gene Ontology annotation, molecular function: protein binding. The transcript has 2 exons. The record is from RefSeq and is a predicted model, not a curated record. Lineage: Eukaryota; Viridiplantae; Streptophyta; Magnoliopsida; Fabales; Fabaceae.
AUGGCAGAUUUGAUAAGUAGUCUUCCAAACGAAAUCAUUUGUCACAUUCUUUCUUCUCUUCCAUCUCAACAAGUUGUUGCAACCAGUGUUAUCUCCAAGCGUUGGAACCUUCUGUGGCGUGAUGUUCCCUCUUUGCAUUUCGAUAACGGUAACGAAUAUUUUGGCCUUCUCAAAUGCAAAAAGAAUACAUUUUAUAGCUCUGUGAGUUCUUUCUUGGCUGGUCAUGAAAAUCAACCCUUCUAUAGAUUACGUCUCAGAUGUUACUAUUCCAUGUAUAUUACUAAAAGUAUUAGGACACAAAUUCAGAAUGCAGUGACUGGUAGCGAUAGAAUUCAAAUCCUCGACCUCUAUUGUAAUAAGAACAUUGUCAUUCCGUCCGUGGUGUUUAGUUUUAAAACUCUCGUGACUCUCAACUUGGAACGCAUAACAGUGGAAGAUAUUUCCUUUGUUGAUUUGCCCUUACUUGAGAUCUUGCAUCUCGAAGAUAUUAAUUCCCCAGUAGAAAUUGAUCUUUCACAGUUUCUUUUUGGAUGUCCUAAUCUCAAAGACUUAAGAGUCAUAAGAGUGAGGCAUUUGGCUUGUGAAACUAAAGGAAAGUUUAUUAGAUUGCCCAAGUUGGUUAGAGCCUGCAUUCAUAAAUUCUUACUUCCACUGGAAAUAUUUAAGAAAGUUGAAGUUUUGGAAUUGGAGUGGGUGAAAUUCCAUUGGAUAUUUCAACAACCAAACAUGGACCUGAAUUUUGACUUUCACAAUUUAAUUCGACUUGAAUUGAAUGUGGUCCGGAAUUGGCUUCUCGUCUUGAAAUUGCUAAAUCAUUGUCCCAAGCUUCAAAGUCUUGACAUUUGCAUUCAUAAGGUUUGA